GCAUCAAAAGGGGCGGGAAGUUUGGUAUUGGAGAUUUCUCGGCGGAUCCAGUAGCAGAUUAAUAAACACAAUUGAUCAUUGAGUUCAGCGACCUACACGAAUUCAUUUUACUCAGAGUUAACGUAUUGUGAAGAAGGGAAAUGCUCGAUAUAUGGCUGAGGGAAAACUGUACAAGUUAUGUAGGUUGAUGAUCGUCUGAACAUGAGCCAUCAAUCAGCAUUGGAGUAGCUAACGUUACCUACGUAGAACGUUGCUUUGCAUCACCAUGUAGGUUCACAUGCUGGUGGCCUGGAACGUUGCAGGCGUUUCUGAAGACAUCUCGAGCCAGCUAAACGAAAGGACACCAGGAUGAGCAAACAAGAGAAGAUGGAAUUGGACCUCGUAAUCCCAUCAGCACUAGUUCAGAGCGACGGACACCUGAGACGAUCCAACAGCGCCCCAAUGAUUAAUGGCCUAAGUGACAAUUCCCAGGUUUUCCACAGAGAGAUUCUACGCAGCAGGCGAAACAGCACCACUGUUGUCAACCGCCCUAAUAUGGUCCCUUCAUCGCCCAUUCGUGUCCCCAGCACAAGGCUUCAUCAGAUCAAGCGGGAGGAAGGUGUGGAUGUGAUGAACAGAGAGACAGCCCAUGAACGGGAGGUUCAAGCAGCCAUGCAGAUGAGUCAGUCCUGGGAGGAGAGUCUGAGUCUGGUGAGAAAUGAUGAUGCUCCCAUGAGUGACAAUGACUUUGAGAAAUCUGCUUCGUCGUCCCCAAAGCGCAUCGACUUUGUGCCUGUGUCCCCAGCACCAUCCCCUACAAGAGGGAUAGGGAAGAAGCAGUGCUUCUCCCCUUCAUUGCAAAUUCUGGUGAGCAGCAAUGGCCUAUCCCCCAGCCCUAUACCUAGCCCAACGCGACGCUUCAGCCGGCGGAGCCAAAGCCCCAUUAACUGCAUCAGGCCCAGCAUCCUGGGGCCCAUCAAACGUAAAGAACAGCGCAAACUGGCGCUAACCAGAAUAGAAACGGUGGGAGGCACCGGUGCACAACUGAGCAAGAGGACAAGUACAUGCCAACCCAGGACCUCCGUAUCCGGCUUGUUCACCUGUGGGAUCACCAAAUUGGGGGAGAUGAUGGAGAUGGAGAGCCAGCCAAAGAGGCUCUUUCAUGGGACCACCACCAUGUUGUCCUCUGAUUUGCCUACUCCCCAACAACUGACAGACUUCAACUCCUGUCUCUGUCCACCAGACGUGCUAGACGGCAGCCUCAGCAGCGUGGGUUCUUCCACUGGCUCGCCAGCCAAGAUGGAGGGAGUCUCAGAGUGUCCUUCCUCCAGCAACUCUCCCUUCACCCCCCUCCACGACCACUCCCCAAAAUAAACAAGGGAACAUGAGUCUCUAAACAAGGGUGAAGAUGAGGCACAAAAGCCACCUUGGCUGUAUGAGUUUCCUUUAGACUCACCCUUUUCACUUUUCUUUAGUUAAUGUGGGAUUCCCUUCCCCUGCUGGUUGCUUUCGCAAGGCUGUUUGCUAGGGGAGGAGAGGUGUGUGUGUGUGUGUGUGUGUGUGUGUGUGUGUGUGUGUUUGCGUUGAAAGGAAACCAAAGCCUUGGAUGUGUGCUGUGUGGAUGCACCAUGCUGUAGUAGGCCCUAGUAGGAGUAGGGGUUGAUUGUGGAUGCUAUGUAUACCAGCUGCUAGAUAUAGAUCCUUUACAUGGUGCUGCUUAGCACCACAGUGGUCAGAACCACCAUGUCGUUUACCCUGCAUCACAUGACCAUGUCAGCCGCAGUAUUGGAUGGAAAAUUACUGCCUGGAUAUGGAGAAAGACCCCCACUAAGUUUGUUUUCUGAAAAAAAUCUCCAGGCCUUUUGUAUGUGCACGAAAUUGUCUGCAGACAUUGUAUGAAUGAAAGGAUUAAACUCGUUUUUCCUGCUUUACAUAAUUUUGUAAGUAUGUACAUAAUUGUCAAUUUAUUAUUAUUAUUAUUAUUAUUAUAGGUUUGUGAUUGGCCCUGUGCCCGUAUUAACCGCACAGCUUCAACAGUGAACGGACAAUUCCCUCUAAACAGCGGAUUAGAAAUUCUGUUUCCUUACUCUUCCAGGGGUGUGAAUAUGUUCGUUCUCUACUCGUCCUUGUACUGUAAGAGAAGAAAAUGGUUAUCCUCAGUAGUACUUAGAUGUAGGGGAUCAAGGAACUGUCAUUCUGGUUGAUGCUCUACCUUUUGUUAGCCCUUAAUCUAGUCCUUCACUGGCAUGCUGCAACUAUAGUUGCCAGUGAGUUGGGUAGUGUCACGUCCACCCAUCAUCCCUGCAGAUUGUACUAGGGGAACAGCACGAGAGGGGGCUGUCAGGAUUCGAACACGGGAGACUCCGAUCUCUGAAUCCUGUGUCUUUGCCUAGACAUUGCCAUAGACGUGCAGCCAAGUUUUCACUUCAGAACCUUUUUUAUGAAAUAACUUGUUUUCUUGUUUGUUGGAGCCAUUUUUUUUGCCUACAUAAUUGCAUCGGUUGAUACUAAAUAUUAGAGUAGUGCACCCUGUUCUCCUUUUUACCCUGAAAUUAAAUCAAUUAGAAUGGUUUAGGACAAACACUGUAGUGCAUGGAACAAAAUCAUGCCAUUAUAUAAAAAAAGGGACAUAUGUUGUGUCCAUAUACUGUGGUCAACAUUUGGCAUAGCUUUUAGUGCAAGAUGUUUCACUGGAUGUGUUGUUUAUGAAUAAAAUGCGCAAUGAACAUUCGUAAGCAAUACCAAAGAUUGACCAGGGCAAAUUGUAAAGGCAGACUUAGUUUUUCUCUGAAAAUCCAGUUGUACACUGAUUCACAAAUGUGAUUUUAGACCAUUGUAAAACAUUUGGGGGCUAGUCAUUUCAGUUAAUCCUGUUCGAAUAGUCUCUUAAAUUGAUUUCUUAGUUAUUUUUCCUGUUUUAUUUCAAGGUGUGCCAUCUUACGAAGGGAGUGUGAAACUCCACUUUGUCAUAUAUAAGUAAGCAAGAGUGAUUGUAAAUCCUUUUUAUGGAAGUAAGUCUAUUUUUUUUCUGAAAUUAUUAAGUUUUGAAUACAAAAAUGGCAAGCCAGUCAUUCAGGUCUGCUUGCCCUGCUGUCAAUAUGAUUGGUGUGAUUUAUUUUGGUCCAUGAUGUUUUAUUUUGUCCUGUUCAUUUUUCAAUGUCUGCAAUAUGUCUAAGGCAUGAGAUGGGCAGAGUAAAUCAAAGUGUUUAUGUUCGUGAUGGGGGGGUGGUAGACUAGUUAGACCAACCCUUUGCUUGUGUCCCUUGCUGGACUGAAACACUUCCCCUGUGAUCCUUUCAUAUCAAAGACAUCUAAACAGGAAAGGGUAAAUUAGACAAACGUAUAUUUCCAUUCAAUGACUGGUGUUCUGCUUUGUUGUUGAUAGACUUAAAUGUUUUAUAUCUAUAUAUAUUUCCCCCUCUUAAUAAACCAUUGGAUUGACAAUU
Oncorhynchus tshawytscha (Chinook salmon) is the source of this 3425-nucleotide messenger RNA. Its product is annotated as P2R1A-PPP2R2A-interacting phosphatase regulator 1. NCBI's taxonomy places the organism in Eukaryota, Metazoa, Chordata, Actinopteri, Salmoniformes, Salmonidae. Gene Ontology annotation, molecular function: protein serine/threonine phosphatase inhibitor activity. The record is from RefSeq and is a predicted model, not a curated record. Bases 349 to 1353 code for a protein of 334 amino acids. The transcript is spliced from 12 exons.